Molecule: messenger RNA, 1305 nt
Organism: Helianthus annuus (common sunflower)
Lineage: Eukaryota; Viridiplantae; Streptophyta; Magnoliopsida; Asterales; Asteraceae
Product: protein kinase 4
Exons: 2
Coding region: 101-1156 (351 amino acids)
Biological process (GO): positive regulation of DNA-templated transcription
Cellular component (GO): SWI/SNF complex
Source: RefSeq, a predicted model, not a curated record
CGGACGGACCUAGUGAGUUGAAGCAACCGCAUAUCGUGAAUUCAGUCUCCCGUAAAAAGGGUUUCCGCCGGAUCCGACGGGGCGACAACGACUACCAAAAAUGGAAGACAACAAGCCCACGAUUACCGACCACAACAAACACCAGCAACUCCUAACCCUGAAACAACAACAACAGCAACAACAACAACAACUUUUAGAUCACCAGCCGCACCAUCUCCAACAACGAAUGCUUCUGCUACAGCAAAUGCAGCAGCAGCAGAAACUGCAGCAAGCAAUCUCUCGCUUUCCAUCUAACAUCGACGCACAUCUUCGACCGUUACAGCGUCCCGUUAGCAAUCAACAGCCGCAAAACCCUAACCCUAACCCUAAUUUGUUGCAAAGUAAUAAUCCUAUGGUUUUGAAUUCGCAAGUUAGACCUCCGAAUCGAACGCAGGCUGUUGGUGCUGGUGCUCCUACUGCGAAUCAGGUGGAAAUGCAGAUGGCGUAUCAGGAUGCGUGGCGUGUUUGUCAUCCUGAUUUUAAACGCCCCUUUUCAUCACUAGAAGAUGCUUGUGAGAGGCUGCUACCGUACCAUGUAGUUGCAGACUACGAAGCCGAGGAAGAUGAUAGAAUCCUCGAUUCCGACACCACAGGCCAAGUUCUAUCGCGCACUCAACAAUGGGACCAAAGCAUUGCCAACAAAGUCGCGGAAUUCACCGCUACAUUUGAGAAGCAGGUACUCGCCUUCAACAUCAUUUCCAGAAAACGGGCCAUCGGGGAGUUCCGCUCAGAAGAAAGAUUACUACUCGAACAAGCCCUCGUUCAAGAAGAAAGACGGUCAUUACUCGAGGCAAGGGCAGAAAUGGAAAAACAACAAAAGGCGGGCCGAGAAGCUAAUAUGAGGAUGGCAGCCAUGGCUCAAGCGGAACAAGCUCGGGCGGAGAUGAUGGCUAGGGGACCAAUACGGGCAAGUGCGAUGGGGUCAAUGGGCGAGCAAGAACCGGAAGUGAAUCCUGACGAUACGAUGGACGGAUGGAAUAAUAAUGGUAAUAAUAAUCAGAGAGACGAGAAAGAGCCGUCGGAGGAUUUCUUGAAUGAUGAGGAAAGGGAGAAUGGUGAUGCAGGUAUUCAAAGCGAUUGGCGUGAAGGGGGUGAGUUUGAUUUGAAUACAAGAUAAAAGACUUGUAGGAUUAUGUUUGUAUGUUUAAAAAGUUGAAAUAUAUCUUGAAGUAGUUUAACUUGGCCUUUUGUCAUUAGAAGGGUAAGCUUUAGUGAUGAUUUUAUAUUGAAAUUCUUAAAAUGUUAUGCCAUGCCUUUUUCAUGUUA